Molecule: messenger RNA, 2562 nt
Organism: Plasmopara halstedii
Lineage: Eukaryota; Oomycota; Peronosporomycetes; Peronosporales; Peronosporaceae
Product: RNA recognition motif domain
Exons: 3
Coding region: 1-2562 (853 amino acids)
Molecular function (GO): RNA binding
Source: RefSeq, a predicted model, not a curated record
AUGGCUGAGGACAUGCUGACAGAGUUAUACGCGUGGGACUCUGAGAUCGAGGAUGUCUCGGCGUUAGCCACCGACGACCCUAAACGUGACGAUGAUAAAGCCGAGGACGCUUACGAAAAGAUUAUUCAUGCGGCCAGCGUGGACGACGCGAAUGACGUUGUCCUCAGCUUGGCGGCGCAACUUCUUCAUAAACAUUUUUUCCACUUUCCGCACGUUCAGCUGAAUGUGGUGGACGUUCUGCUUAAGCUUUGUGAAUCCAAGCGCUCUCAGGCUGUGCGUAUCCAUACGCUUCGCGCUUUGCUCCAAAUUGUCAAAACGCCCCCCGCCACGGCAAUCGCCCCAACGCCCACAUCUGCCUCCUCUGUCGCGCACAUUGUUACGCGAACCUGGAUGUUGCGUAUUGAAGAAAACGUGAUCCAAAUGUUGGACAACGAAAAAUCCCCUGUCAUUUUGCGCCAAGUGACGCCUUUGCGACAGGCGCUGGAAGAGCGACUACAACAAGUUUUGAGUCAAUCCAGUAUCAACGCUGCCGAUAAUGACAAAAACAUUAACAUGUCACCGCCCUUAGAGCAAAGUCGCAAGCAUUUGCGCGACGUGACUCAAGCUAACGAUGGUGUAUUUUCGGCCGAGCGCGAGAAUAAGAAGCCUAAAUUUGAUGACGAGUCUAGCGGACUUCAAAGCAAUAGAGGAAAAAUUGUGCAGUUGAACCGUGACUGGAGCAAUGCUCAUGACAAUAGCAACGAAGACACGUCCUCCUGGAAAGAAAAGACAUUAAGCGACCGAAUUGUUGAGAACGAAGGCAGGCGCCCAAAAUUUAGUGCACAAUCACCGCGCAACUGUCCUCCUUGUCCAUAUCUCUUUUUGGGAAGCCUUCCCCGCCACACUCCCAGCGCAGAUAUUGUUGAAUUUUUAUCGCCCAUCUCGGCUGAGAUUGACACAAUGAAAGUGCAGAUUAAAGAGCCCGAUUUCAACGCGAAUGCUUACGCAUUCAUUAGCAUGCCGACAAUUGAGCACGCUCGUUUAGCGAUCCACUUUGUAAACGAAAACAAAUUUCAAGGCCGCAAUUAUUUGAAUGCAAAUUUUGCGCGUGGUCCCCCCGUAGACACGUUGCUUUUUGUGGAGCGUACAGCAGACAACGUAAGAAUGGAAGACAAAGAUGCUGUCCGCGACUUUGACUUUACUAAAUGCGAUCCAGAUGUUUGGAAUGACCUGUGUCAACAACUGGAACAGUUUGGCCCGUUAACAUUUGCAGAGAAGGGCUGUGUGCGCUUUCGUAACGUUGAACAUGCCAAAGCAGCAAUUCGAAAACAACUUUUUACUGUGAUGGGAUACAGCAUUCUACCGGUUUAUGAUAUUAAGGAGCAGUUUGCGAUUGAUUCGACGCGCCGCGGCUUUAAUGCGCAGAAAAAGCAGGGAUUUGCGUUGAAGUCAGGACGACUUGUUGGCGGUGAUGACGACGAUCGCAGUAAGAAUACAUAUUACAGAGAAGAUGAAACUUUUAUGGAUGGUCCAAAUGGACGCCGGGAGCAUGACCAAGUGAUGUCGCUGAAAUAUGAUGAACGCAGCUCACUUAGGAAUGAUCGUGAAAGUUUCCGCGGACGAUCUCGUUCUCCUAAGGUGCACCAUAGUAGUGGUCGUUACGACGCUCCAAUGAUUGGAAUGACGAGAGAACGCCGAGCUCCUCGAUCGCGUUCGCAUUCUCCUGUAAUGCAGUCAAAGCCUGGUGCAGGUGAUGGUGGAUAUGGCACAUUUUCCGAUAAAGAGAAUUAUCGUGAGCUUCAAAGCAAAUAUGCGCAUCGAUCUCCAUCUCCGAUCGACAAUCGAAGCCACGAGAGAAGUGUCUUUGAUGAAGAGAUACGCGGGCGAUCUCACGGGCGCGGCAUUUCUUGGAUGGAGCCGCGCCCAAUGGAAAGCUCUCGGAAGCACCGCGAACUUCCGGAGGAAGUUCAAAGCCACAGAAGUUCACAUCGCGGCGGAUUCCCAUCUCCUUCUUUUGGGUCGAGACAUAGUCGAAAAAAUGAAUCUGGAAAGCAGCGCUCAAGUGAUUACCGCCAUAAUUCGGAAGAUGUUCGUCAAUCAUAUCGUCGCGGCGAACCUAUGCUGGAGGGGUGUGGCAAAAUGCAACCACCCUCACCUAAUAGUGCUUUGCAGCUGUCGCGCAGCCAUAGUCGAAGCCCGCCGCGAUUUUCAAAGUACGGAGGAUCGUCAAGGAGCCGACCUCGGUCGCGUUCUCGGUCGCCUCAUAUUGGAAUCAGUAUGGAAAGCAGUGUAUCUCAACGUUCUGGGGGCAAUCGUGGACAUGAAAAACGCUCAAUCGGGAUGCAUCUUCCCGAUGAGCGACUCUCGCUGCCGGCCGAGCGCCCUCGUUAUGCAGAUGAACGCUCUAUUGCUGAAGUUGCUCGAGAUGAGCAGCAGGAGCGUCAACGCUUUUUCCAGCAACAAAGCCAGGGACGCCGUGAUAAUCAUGAUGCUGAUCUGAGCCGUUACGGCUCGGGUAGUGUGAUCGGACAAAGUGGAAGUUCUGGUCGUGGCGGCUUACAAGAUACACUGAUUCUGCUAUAG